AUGGCGACAAAUAUGCAAGCAUAUCUUGCUGCAAAAUAUAUGUCUGGCCCGAAAGCUGAUGCUAUACUCGCGCGGACUGACGCACCCAAGAAGAAGAAACGGAGGCUGGGUUCAACCUCCAAGUCCUCUUCUGCCGGUCCUUCCAUAAUCAAAGACGACGACAUCCUCGGAUGGGACAAUGGCAGGCAAGACGCCGACGAAGACGAUGUGGCUGAAGCUGUAGUUGCCUCAGAUCGUCGCUUUAAGAAGCGGCAGCGCACUGACACGGACUCGGGCUGGGCCACCGUGCGCGAGGGCGAGAAAGGAGGAGAGAGUCCUCCAGCGGCUGACGAGCAGCCGCAAAUCGUACAAGAGGAGGAGACAUUCAAGGGCGGUCUGCUCACGACCGCGCAGCUCAGGAAAUCGCUGCCCAAGCGCGCCCCGGCCACUGCGACGGAGGAGGAGCGCGCCGCAGCACAGGAGACGGUGUACCGUGAUGCUUCUGGACAGCGUGUUGACAUGGCUGCAGAGCGUGCUGAGGCGGCGCGGAAAAAGCGAGAGCGAGAGGAGCGGGAAGCUCGUAAGAUGGAAUGGGGAAAGGGUGUCGUACAGCGGGAAGAGGCGGAGAAGCGAAAGAAUGAGGAGGCUACGAUGCGAGAUCACACGUUUGCGAGGAGCCGUGACGAUGUAGAACUCAAUGAAGACCUCAAAGCACAAGAUCGGUGGAACGAUCCUGCAGCAGCCUUCCUGACAAAGAACAGAUCGAAAGGUCCAAGAAAACCGGAGUACACAGGUCCGCCACCACCUCCAAAUCGGUUUGGAAUCAGACCUGGCUACAGAUGGGAUGGUGUGGAUCGUGGCAAUGGUUUUGAGCAAAAGCUCUUCCAGCGGCAGAACGAGAAGCGCCGACACGGGCAGGAGAGUUAUCAGUGGAGCGUGGAUGAUAUGUGA
Messenger RNA from Sparassis crispa, 930 nucleotides. Its product is annotated as Pre-mRNA-splicing factor CWC26. The transcript has 3 exons. The record is from RefSeq and is a predicted model, not a curated record. Lineage: Eukaryota; Fungi; Basidiomycota; Agaricomycetes; Polyporales; Sparassidaceae. Bases 1 to 930 code for a protein of 309 amino acids. Gene Ontology annotation, molecular function: RNA binding. Gene Ontology annotation, biological process: mRNA splicing, via spliceosome. Gene Ontology annotation, cellular component: U2-type spliceosomal complex; RES complex.